AUGUGGUCUUUUGCAGUGAUGGAUCGACAGCGCAAAAGUCGUCGAAGUUCGAUUCUGAAAAUUCGACAAACGGAGGUUGUAUCGGAAAAGGUCACAGUUGAAGAUGACACCGCAAAGCAAGUAAUGAAACGACGUGUCAGUUUUCAUAAUGUGAAAACUGUGCAAAACUUUGAGAAGGACAAUUUGAAUCUGUUAGAUGGCUCACCAUUUCGAGAAAAAAUUCAGGAGACGAUGAGUUCAGAUGGGAUUUUAACGUAUGUAGCGUUUGAUUUCCCAGUGGUUUUGAAGUUUCCUCAUGUCUCUGUUAGGCGCUGGUGUAGUGCAGAGGGUCCUCCGAGAAUUCCCCGUUUGGAUUUUGAUGAUGUGACAAAGUACACAGCAGCAGAUAUGUCAAUCUGUGAUACGACUGUUCGACAAGAUGUUCCUUCCCCGGUAGAUAUGUCUCUGUGCCAAACAACUUGUGAACAGCCUGAAUCUUCUCGACCUAGCGGCAGCCAAUCCGACCGCACACAGUAUAGCUGUGUUGACAUGUCUUUUAGCACUACAGCCACUGGUGGAGAUUCAAUGGCGGACAUGUCGAGACGUACUUCAAAUGACACGUUCGCAUGUUUGAACAUUCAACCUGGUCAAUCUAUCCCGGGUCUGCAGACUCCACGCUGGACCCAAAGUACUUGCGAUAAGUCCUCCAUUUCAACGUUUGACGACGAUACUGCGCUUGUCUUUGAAAAAGGAAAUGCAUUGUCGAAUGGAAAGCAGGAGCCGCAACAAUGCAACACCGUCUUCAAUACCUCCUCGUUUAUGUCAGAGUGUACUGACGCUGGCGACACGAUGAGAGUUUUCGAUUGUUUGAUGCCGAAUGUGGGCGCUGGAGAUAUGGCGGAGCACGAUAGAUCUCGUGAAAGGACCGCUAUGGCGAUGGUAUGA
Molecule: messenger RNA, 924 nt
Organism: Cooperia oncophora
Lineage: Eukaryota; Metazoa; Nematoda; Chromadorea; Rhabditida; Trichostrongylidae
Source: the annotation of a GenBank genome assembly